This is a messenger RNA of Aspergillus puulaauensis, 1710 nucleotides long. It is a transcript of the gene DSK1, whose product is annotated as serine/threonine-protein kinase. The coding region runs from base 1 to 1710 and encodes 569 amino acids. NCBI's taxonomy places the organism in Eukaryota, Fungi, Ascomycota, Eurotiomycetes, Eurotiales, Aspergillaceae. Gene Ontology annotation, molecular function: ATP binding; protein kinase activity. The transcript is spliced from 5 exons. Gene Ontology annotation, biological process: protein phosphorylation; spliceosomal complex assembly; regulation of mRNA processing. The record is from RefSeq and is a predicted model, not a curated record.
AUGGAAGGCGUCGAUCUCCAAUCCGUCCUCAACAAAGGCAAGCAGAUGGCCUCCAACGUCGCCUCCUCCGCCACCAACGGCACCGCCAAUAAGAAGAGAAGAAAGGGCACCGACUUGAAGCCCAUCGUCACCAACGAUUCCGCGAUGCCUCCUGGCGACCAACCGGGCUCGACAGGCGAUGGUGUCCCGCCGUCACGGUCUGGCUCCUCGUCCUCCGAAGAAGAAGUCGAAACCACCGCCGAGGAGGAAGAUUCAGAAGACUACUGCAAGGGUGGCUACCAUCCCGUCCAGAUCGGAGAGCUCUACAACAAUGGCCGAUAUGUCGUCGUGCGCAAGCUGGGGUGGGGUCACUUCUCGACUGUCUGGUUAUCCCGCGACACAACGACAGGGAAACACGUCGCCCUGAAAGUCGUCCGGUCGGCCGCUCAUUACACCGAAACCGCCAUCGACGAGAUUAAGUUAUUAAAUCGCAUUGUCCAGGCCAAGCCUUCCCACCCUGGGCGCAAGCACGUUGUUAGCUUGCUUGACUCCUUCGAGCACAAGGGCCCGCAUGGGGUCCACGUUUGCAUGGUAUUCGAAGUACUGGGGGAGAAUCUUCUCGGUUUGAUUAAGAAAUGGAACCACCGCGGUAUUCCCAUGCCGCUUGUGAAGCAGAUUACGAAACAGGUGCUCUUAGGUCUCGAUUAUCUUCACCGGGAAUGCGGGAUUAUCCAUACCGACCUGAAACCAGAGAACGUCCUGAUCGAGAUCGGCGAUGUCGAGCAAAUCGUGAAGACAUAUGUUAAGGAGGAGGAAAAGAAGGCACAGAAGGAGAAGGAAGACAACCGCAACGGUCGGCGGAGGCGCAGGACAUUGAUCACCGGCAGCCAGCCCCUGCCGAGUCCUCUGAAUACCAGCUUCGAUUUUAAACACAGCUCCCAAAAUUCUCACAGCAGCCUCAGCCAGCUUGUCAAUGAGUCUCCAGGUCCUGAAACCCCGUCGAUGAGACAAAUACUUGGCAUCAAGGAUGACGAGGAGCAGCAAAAGCAGAGAGAAAAGACUGCUGACUUGCUGGAACGAGAGGUUUCUGGAAUUUCACUCGAUAAGUCAUCCUCGAAUGACGAAGAGGUUGAUUGUGGCAUCAUCUCCGUGAAGAUUGCCGACUUGGGUAACGCAUGCUGGGUUGGCCACCAUUUUACCAAUGAUAUCCAAACACGCCAAUACCGCUCGCCCGAGGUUAUUUUGGGAUCCAAAUGGGGAGCGAGUACCGACAUAUGGAGUAUGUCCUGCAUGGUUUUCGAAUUAAUAACCGGCGACUACCUGUUCGAUCCUCAGUCAGGUACUCGGUACGGCAAAGACGAUGACCACAUAGCUCAAGUUAUUGAGCUGCUUGGUAACUUCCCGAAGUCGCUCUGCCUUUCAGGCCGCUGGUCACAAGAGAUAUUCAACCGCAAGGGCGAACUACGCAAUAUCCACAGACUCCGCCAUUGGUCGUUACCUGAUGUGCUCAGAGAGAAAUACCACUUCUCGCCGUCACAGGGUAUGGCCAUCAGCGACUUUCUCCUGCCGAUGCUGGAGGUGCUACCGGAAAAACGUGCAAAUGCUGGUGGUAUGGCAUCACAUGAAUGGAUGAAGGAAACCCGGGGGAUGCAAGAGGUCGACCUAGGUCUCGUUCCCGGCAGUAGAGGAGAAGGCAUUGAGGGAUGGGCCACGGAGGUGAAGCGGAGAUGA